Messenger RNA from Rotaria socialis, 1503 nucleotides. NCBI's taxonomy places the organism in Eukaryota, Metazoa, Rotifera, Eurotatoria, Philodinida, Philodinidae. The record is from the annotation of a GenBank genome assembly.
AUGGACCGAAAUUCGAAUAAUACACCAACUUAUUAUCUAAAAUCAAGUGCCAAGAAAAAAAACAACUGGAAAAGAAACCAAAAAAAAUUCGAAAAAAAUGAACAAUUAAGAUCUCAAUAUCCACCAUUCGAAUCAUCAUCAAACCUCAACAUCAUACAUCUUCAUUACAAAUCAACAAUCGAUACGCUAAAUGAAUUAAUUUCGAAGGCAUACAAAACAAAAAGAUACGUCGUCGACACGGAAUCACAAAAAGGUGAAACAGAAAGACAUGGUGCACUGAUACAAAUACAAUUCCUUUAUUCCAGUAACCAGUCAACGACAAUAUUAAUUGAAAUCAAUUAUUUACCCGACAAACAAUCAAAUUUAUACAAAAAAAUAAUAGAAUUAUGUGGAAUUAUAUUCAACAAUGGAAAUGAAAUUCUAGCAUGGGGACCAUUGGAGAACGAAUUUACAAAUUUUCAUCAUCUCGACCUUAUCCACAUAGGUAAGAAAAUUAUACCAAUUAAUGUACAAUCUUUAUUUAUUUCUGGAAAAAACAUACAAAUAACGCAUCCAGAAAUGGAAAGGCGUGAUGAAAUAACCGCGGACACAUCGUAUUAUAUAUACGAUACACCCGGUGAUAAUGAUGAUAUGAAUGAUGAGCAACAAAUUAAUGAUAUUCUUUUUGGUUCUCAUCAUCAAACUCAUGGUAAUUCGAAUGAACUAUGGUCUCUGCAAAAAGCCAUUGAAACAACGUUUGGAAAAUUUCUGGAUAAAUUCGAAACGGUUAACCAUUGGAAAUGUGGGUUGGAUUUGCAGCUGGAUACGUGGAAACAGAAAUUAUUUAGCAAACAUCAUUAUGAUAAAACAACGGAACAACAACGACGUUUAAGCAUGAUUCAAUAUGCUGCACACGACUGUGCCACCGUUGCUGAAUUGUAUUUCCAUAGUUAUCCAGAAAAAGUCAAUGACCACCACAUACCAAAACAAACAACAGCAUCAACAGACAUCAUCAAACACUUGGACGACGACCUAUCAGAAGUAAGCGAUGAUGAAAUUAUUCAAAUUCUAAUACCUAGAUUUGAUGAACCACGACCAACACCAGAAACACAACACGACGAAAUGCCAACGUUGACGAUCGAAGUAACACCUGAAGAGAUGGAAACAUUUCAUUUACCUGACGUACAAAUCGAACAACAGCAACAACAACAACCGCAAAUAAUAACAACGUUAACAAAAGCUGAACGACAACGGAAAAAGAACAUCAAAUUGAAAUGGAAGCAAAAACAUCGCCCCGACUUCCAAAACAAAAUUAAACGACCGAUAUACCACAAAUACGAUUACCGAAAAAUUCGUGCACAAUUAACCGAUGAUAAAAUUUAUACCAGUCAUCAAAUUACCAUCAAUCGUAAUUUAGCCGAAGUUGUCAUCGGAUUUAAAACGAAACAAGAAAAAGAAGGAGCAACAACAAAAAUAAAAAUAAAUUAUUUCUCCCGAACACAAUACAUCGAACGAUGGGGGUAA